Messenger RNA from Petromyzon marinus (sea lamprey), 1058 nucleotides. RefSeq names its product nucleophosmin-like. Gene Ontology annotation, molecular function: RNA binding; chromatin binding; histone binding. Lineage: Eukaryota; Metazoa; Chordata; Hyperoartia; Petromyzontiformes; Petromyzontidae. Gene Ontology annotation, biological process: chromatin remodeling. Gene Ontology annotation, cellular component: nucleoplasm; cytoplasm; nucleolus. The record is from RefSeq and is a predicted model, not a curated record.
UGCAAGCCGGGAGUCUCUCACACGUGGUCGCCGUUUCCCCUGCAGCUGCUCGCACGUGCUCGCUUCUCCUCAGCAACCCGGGACUCACAAUGGCAGACGCCAAGCACUUGAGUUUUCUCUUCGGCUGCGAGCUGACGGCAGCAAAAAAGGAGUUCGCGUUCGAGGAGGAGGAGGACCCGAAUGUGGAGCAUCACCUCCUGCUGCACACGGUAUGCCUGGGGGCAGGGGCUCCUGACGAGUUCCACUCGGUAAGCCUGGUGGCGCUGGACCAUUCGGGGAAGAUGACGACGGUGCCCGUGGCCACGCUCAAGCCCUCCGUGCAAGCCUCGCUGUCUCUCGCGGGGCUCGAGCUGGCCCCCCCCGUGCUCCUCCGCCUGACGGCAGGCGCGGGCCCCGUGCACAUCUGUGGCCAGCACGUGCUCACCUCGGAGGAAAUGUUCUCUGACAUGGAGAGCGACGAGGAGGAGGAGGAACAGGCUGUGGUGCCGGCCAGGAAACGUGCUAACGAGGCGUCACCCACGGGGGGCACGCAGAAAAAGCUGAAGGUGCUUGGCAAUGAAGGGCAAGACAAGAUACUAGCGACCGUGACGCCAGCCAAGAAGGCGGCGCCGAAGAACGGACAGAAUGGGAGCAUUCCAUCCACCCCAAGCCAGACCAAGACUCCAGAUUCUGCUGCCAAACCCAAAACCCCCAAGAGCCCCUUGCCAGUUGCUGAUAUCAAGGCCACACUGCAGCAGAAGGUCGAGAAGGGGGUGAAUUUGCCGAAGAACAAAGAAAAAUUCUCCAACUUCAUCAAGAGCAGCUUCAAGGUUGAGGAUCCAAAGGUGCUGAGUGAGCUGUGGGCCUUCACCGAGACCCUGAAGGCAGCAUAGGAGGACAAGCAAGUGGACCCACUACCAUUUCAACGCAGUUUGAGCCAUCUUGCUCCUAGGCCAUGAACCUGCCAGUUACCCAUCCGUCCUAGAAGAACCAAUUUUGUGAAACAUGCAAGCUCCAAACCAGAAUCUGUGCGCUUUUCAAAACAUUUUUGUGAAUAAACAUUAAAAUUUUUGCUGUUC